Molecule: messenger RNA, 2392 nt
Organism: Calliphora vicina (urban bluebottle blowfly)
Lineage: Eukaryota; Metazoa; Arthropoda; Insecta; Diptera; Calliphoridae
Product: serine-rich adhesin for platelets
Exons: 5
Coding region: 480-2333 (617 amino acids)
Source: RefSeq, a predicted model, not a curated record
AUUUAAAAAAAAAAUCCCUCCUUUUAACAUCUACAAACAACAAAUAAAUAGUGACAUUUAAUUAACAACAAAAUUAAUAAAUAUCUAAAGUAAAACAACCACUAAGGAUUACUGGAAAAAGAAAAACAAUUAAUGCUUAAUUGCGCUAAAAGAAAAAGACACACAACGCAAAAAUUCACAGAGCUGUGGGCAUAAAAAUAGCAAUUAUACUUGUAUAACGGGCAUCCGCUGAGUUUUUGGCUAAAAAAAAAUAUAAAAACCAAACAAAGUUUAAGCCAAACGCUAAUAAUUGUGUUUGGUUAGAGAAAGACAGCGAGCUGUGUGAAAAGAAGACGAAGUAUUUAAUAGCUGCAGGAAGAACAUCAGCAAGAUUGAGUGCAUCAGCAUUAUUAAGAAUUAUAGGUGCUCUGGCUUUAAAUUUAACAUUAGAGUCGGAUAAAGAAACAAUUUUAUUUAAAGAGCCGGAAUAUACCGUAUCCAUGCUAUCGGUACAGACAGCCGGCUGCGCGGGAAUGGAGCGGCUUGGCGUUCCAACCCGCACCUCUUUAAACACACCGCCCGAUGAUAGGGGCCAAUACAUUUGUAGAAUGCGUUUAGAUGCAGCAAGAGAACUUUUAGCAGUACGUAGCGAAACUGUGAUUCGUGGCAGUAGCAGUAGCAGCAGCAGCAGCACUAAUAAUACUAAUAGUAAAAACAAUAGCAAUAUAAGUAACAAUCAACUACAACAAACACAACAGCAACAGCAACAACAAAAUCAUCACACAAAUAAAAUACAUUCCCACCAUCAUCAUCAUCAGCAACAACAACAGCAGCAGCAACAAUAUCAUCACAACUACAGUUUGAAUAACUAUCAACGUAUGACGACAACACCAAAUAAUAGCAGCAGUAGUUGUAACACAGCAGCAACAUCAACAAGUGGCAACCAUAGUAUUAGCAGCAGCGGUCUCAACAAUAAUAACGCCAACCACACCAGCAGCAUUAGCCAGCAGCACAACAACAACAGUUUUUCCUCAAUGACCAACAAUAGUGAUGGCAGCAGUAGCCUUAGCAGCAGUAGUGGUAGUAGCAGCAGUGUUGCCCGUGGCGGUAUAGAGGCCACCACCUUGAAAUAUGGCAAUACGGCCAGUGGGAGUGGUGGCAAUGGCAGCAGCAACAUUAGCAGUUCUUGCGGCAGUAGUGGUUCAUGCAGUUUGGCCUGUUCGGUGAGUUCGCAUAGUCACGAUCAUCAUCAGCACUAUCAAUAUCUGCCACAACAGCAGCAGACUUUAUGCUGUCCGCAUCAUGUGCCGCUGCCCGACAGUGAGUGGACACCCUCGGAACGUUACAGUGCUCCGCUUAGAACCAGUUAUCAACAAUCGGAAAUAACACGCUCCUAUAUCAAGCCACCACCCAAUAAAACAAUUAAAGAUGUUCCAGAUCAUUCCUUGGCCGCCGGCCUUUAUUUGGCCAGCAAUUAUUCUAGCACUAGCAGUAGUUCAUCCAGCUUACAUCAUCAUCAUCACCACCAGCAGCAACAGCAGCAACAACCAAAAUCAAAACCUAAUGUGAUAACAAAAUUCUUUUAUCGAAAAAGUUCACCAAAAUCUCCAAACAAUCUAACGUCGGGUUCUUCGUCAGCUUCACUAUCGUCCUCAUCCGGCUCCUCAUUAUGCUCAUCACUGUCAUCGGCCUCUACGUCGUCAUCGUCUUCGGGCUCCUCAUUAGCUUUAGGCAGUAAUACGUCCUUAUUGUGCAACACCACAGCCUCGGUAACAUCACUAACAACGGCACCACUUAACACGCUACCCAUAUCAACGGCCUCAACGCUAAAGACCACGCUCUGCAAUUACGGUCCAACACAAUUGCCACACUCAAACUCAGGGACAUCAAGCAAUAAUAUAUCGGCUGGUCUAGUACCCAGUACCCAGCUAUUAACCACAAUCGGGGUAGCAACCCCAACGGCAACCACAACAUUCCCUCAAACAUCGACUACACAACAACAACAUAUGGAACGCAUACCAACACCACCCUUAUCGGUGUCGGUGCCCAUAGCCUCAUAUCAUCCUCCACAACAACAACAUCAACAGAAACAACAGCUCCACCAACAACUACUAUUGGACAGUUUGGUGGGCGACACUUCAGUUUCCGCUUCCAGUACUCUACAGACUCUCAAGAGUAGUUCAUGCAGUCCCACAUUGGCUGUCUCUGCGUCUGUUUGCUCGAAAGACGAACUCGUCCAUAUGGAAUGUCAAUCGGGCAAUAUAACGCGUAACAAUAGUAAUACAAGUAUGAAAAGUCUAUCGGCAUCAGCGUGCAAUUGUCAUAAUAGUAAUUGUAAGCACUGCAAUACGUAGUAAAGAGAUGCACGAGUAAACUGUGUGUUUUUUUUAGAUUAAAAAGGUUUGGAAUGUGG